Messenger RNA from Dothidotthia symphoricarpi CBS 119687, 1541 nucleotides. RefSeq names its product phospho-2-dehydro-3-deoxyheptonate aldolase-like protein. Gene Ontology annotation, cellular component: cytoplasm. Lineage: Eukaryota; Fungi; Ascomycota; Dothideomycetes; Pleosporales; Dothidotthiaceae. Bases 227 to 1327 code for a protein of 366 amino acids. The transcript is spliced from 4 exons. Gene Ontology annotation, biological process: aromatic amino acid biosynthetic process. Gene Ontology annotation, molecular function: 3-deoxy-7-phosphoheptulonate synthase activity. The record is from RefSeq and is a predicted model, not a curated record.
CUCGAUUCUUUCUUCUAGCUUUCUGGUCCUAGACGCACAAUUGCUUCAGAGAUUUAGUUAAUACCCCUCCUUCAACUAUUCAGCCCUUGGCUUCUUGUGUGGCGCCAUACUCAGCUCACCAUCAGCUCUGUCUCGCGCAGGACCACAAUCCAACCUCAGCUUCCAACACUGACCCAGUCUAUUCGAGACCAACAUGCCAGCCUCCACAGCAGACAUCACAAAUAACAUGCCUUCAGCCACAGAAAACGGAAGUGACGACGUACGCGUCCUCGGAUACGACCCAUUGAUUCCGCCCGCGCUCCUCUCCUCCGAGAUCCCCAUCCCAGCACACGCAGAACAGACAGUCAUCCAGGGCCGCAAAGAUGCCGUCCAAAUCAUCACACAGCAAGACGACCGUCUCCUCGUCAUGGUCGGACCCUGCUCGCUGCACGACCCAGAACUGGCCCUCGAGUACUGCCAGCGUCUCAAGGCCCUCGCCGACAAGCUCAGCGACAACCUCCACAUCAUCAUGCGUGCUUACCUCGAGAAGCCGCGCACAACAGUCGGCUGGAAGGGUCUGAUCAACGACCCGGACAUCGACGAGAGCUACCAGAUCAACAAGGGUCUCCGUGUCUCCCGCAAGCUGUUCGUUGACCUCACAUCCACAGGCAUGCCCAUUGCCUCGGAGAUGCUCGAUACCAUCUCCCCCCAGUUCCUCGCAGACCUCAUCUCGCUAGGUGCUAUCGGUGCGCGAACUACCGAGUCUCAAUUGCACCGUGAGCUUGCGUCUGGUCUCUCUUUCCCCAUUGGUUUCAAGAACGGUACCGAUGGCGGUCUGCAAGUAGCAGUUGAUGCUAUCGGGUCUGCUGCCGCGAAGCACCACUUCAUGGGUGUGACCAAGCAGGGCCUGGCUGCCAUUACGCGAACGGCUGGCAACGAGCACUGCUUCGUCAUCCUCCGCGGCGGAUCCAAGGGCACCAACUUCGACCGCGACAGCAUCAAGACUGUCCGCGAAGCGUUAAGGAAAAAGAACCUUCCCGAGGUCAUGAUGGUUGACUGCUCGCACGGCAACUCCAACAAGGACCACCGCAACCAGCCCAAGGUCGCCAAGGACAUCUCCGACCAGAUCCGCGACGGCGAGACUGGCAUUGUCGGCGUCAUGAUCGAGUCCAACAUCAACGAGGGCAACCAGAAGGUGCCUGCAGAGGGUCCCGCCGGACUGAAGAAGGGUGUCUCCAUCACUGAUGCCUGCAUCGACUGGGAGAGCACUGUCACCGUGCUCGAGGACCUCUCCUCUGCUGUUGCGGAGCGGAGAUCGAAGAAGAGCAAGGCCAAUGGCGCGCACUGAUUGCGUUGUCAGCCUCGAACUUGUGUAUAUAUAGUGUUUGAAUUGGGAGUUUGUGGGGGGUAAAAGCAAGCGACGAGAUGGCGCUACGAGUUCGGUGUAGUUAUGCCUCACCUCUUGGAGUAGUUAUGAAACUUUGCUCCUUGUCUUUUGUAUUGAUUCUGCGUGAGCCACGGUUUGCGACGUUGCAGAACAUUGAUGUACAAGUCUUGACAAC